UCGUGUGAGCGUCACGUGACCAAACACGGAAGUGUUAGAUGCAUGAACAGUUAGGAGACUGACCUAGAUCAGAAAAUAGAUUCAGAAACUCAAUAGAUCCCCGUUUUUGUGAACUGAGAUAGAUGAAUUACACGUCCUAAAGGUUUCCGAGCUGAGCAAUGCCUCUAGUUCCCGCGAACCAGCCGCAGCUGAUCCGCUCGAGUCAGAAAGAUGAGUAUUACCAGAAGAACCUGACAAACAACGCUAACGAGCUCUUCCACACAUUCGCUGGUUCCAGACAUUGGCUUCAGUGGAGGAAGGAAAUUGAAUUACUGUCUGAUCUGACCUACUAUGUCUUAACCACUUUAUCUGGAUACCAGACGCUGGGCGAGGAGUAUGUGAGCAUCAUCCAGGUGGACCCCAGCCACAGAAGAAUCCCCUCGCAGAUGCGCAGAACCGCGCUCAUCCUCUUCCACACGUUUGUGCCUUAUCUUCUGGACAAGGUCUUGAUCUGCGUUGAGAAUGAGCUGGAAGCAGAAGCUCCUCAGACGAGCAGGACCUGGAGUCCGUUGUCACAUGUGCGGCUGUGGAUUCAGAGAGCUGUAGGGAUGCUGACGGAGUCUCAGAGGAAGGCUCUGGUUCCCAUCGUAUUUGCCCUGCAGCAGGGGAUCACACUGCUGUACAGACUCCAUGUGGCCGUCUUUUACAUCACCGGAGCCUUUUACCACAUUGGCAAAAGAGCUACAGGUGUUAGUUAUCUGAGAGUGGGGCAUGUGUCUGGGGACGACCCGUGGAUCAGGAACAGUUACCGUCUGCUGGGGGCUCUGUCCCUGCUGCAGCUGGGCAUCACUCUCACACUGCAGUUUAACAACCUCAGGCAGAGACAGAGAGCUCGACAGCAGUGGAAGCAGCACAGAAACCUGCUCCCCAGUCUUCAGGUCAGCCAGUCGUCGUCUCGAUCCUCGCGCUGUAUCUUGUGUUUGGAGGAGCGCAGGAACACCAGCUGCACUCCCUGUGGUCAUCUCUUCUGCUGGGAGUGCAUCACUGAAUGGUGCAAUACCAAGAGCGAAUGCCCGCUGUGUCGAGAGAAGUUCCAGCCUCACAGAUUGGUUUUCCUGAGAAACUACAACUAGACUGUGGGAUGAUCCAGACUUCAGAGAAAUGAACUCUGCAUUAGUUUUUAAUAAUUGCAUGACAUGGAAAUGACUUUGUGCAUUUUGUACUAAAUAGACAAAGAAUACACAUUUCUUCCUGUAAUUUAAUUUGUUGAUUAUGCAGAUUAUUUAAUGGUAACUGUAACAUUCCUCAAAUAAAAUAAGAUUGUCAUAUUUU
Messenger RNA from Carassius auratus (goldfish), 1311 nucleotides. It is a transcript of the gene pex10, whose product is annotated as peroxisomal biogenesis factor 10. Lineage: Eukaryota; Metazoa; Chordata; Actinopteri; Cypriniformes; Cyprinidae. Gene Ontology annotation, biological process: protein import into peroxisome matrix. The transcript has 6 exons. The coding region runs from base 159 to 1112 and encodes 317 amino acids. Gene Ontology annotation, molecular function: zinc ion binding. The record is from RefSeq and is a predicted model, not a curated record. Gene Ontology annotation, cellular component: peroxisomal membrane.